Molecule: messenger RNA, 482 nt
Organism: Anopheles cruzii
Lineage: Eukaryota; Metazoa; Arthropoda; Insecta; Diptera; Culicidae
Product: protein Asterix
Exons: 4
Coding region: 1-354 (117 amino acids)
Biological process (GO): protein insertion into ER membrane
Cellular component (GO): endoplasmic reticulum membrane
Molecular function (GO): protein folding chaperone
Source: RefSeq, a predicted model, not a curated record
AUGCCACAAAGUACCACUGCAAGAAUCACCAUGCUGAUCGAUCCGCGUCGCCCUGAAAAGGUUCAACGCUACAAGCAGGUUGACUCGGUCAACCAGGGAGCGGGUGUCGGCGAUGAUCUGAUGCCCGAUUACAUGAAUAUCCUCGGAAUGAUAUUUUCUAUGUGCGGCCUGAUGAUGAAACUGAAGUGGUGCGCGUGGUUGGCACUUUACUGUUCCUGCAUUAGCUUCGCCAAUUCACGGAUCUCCGACGAUGCUAAACAAGUCCUAUCGUCCUUCAUGUUAAGCGUCAGUGCCGUGGUAAUGUCGUACCUGCAGAACCCAACGCCAAUGACGCCUCCCUGGCAGUCGAUGUAACUUCCACAAAGCGGAAUCGCAUGUCCAACGCACAUAAAGCAUAUUUAUAAGAAGGUUUUUUUUUCUACGCUAAGGACCAUUUGCCUCACACGGAACAUAAAACCGCAUUGGGUACGCCAAAGAUGAAA